Messenger RNA from Ectocarpus siliculosus, 707 nucleotides. The record is from the annotation of a GenBank genome assembly. Lineage: Eukaryota; Phaeophyceae; Ectocarpales; Ectocarpaceae.
UUAACGAUGGAUACGGCCGACGUGUGCCGCGGGGAGCAAUCAACGCCAGGAUGGGUGCGCCUCGCUCAAAGAAACUUGGCGCGCGUCCGUGUCGGCGAUCGGCUUCCCGAUUCGAUCGUGAGGCGUCUCGACGAUGACGGCAUCGUGAAGGAGUUUUCGAUCAGAGACGUCUUCGCCGGAAAGAAAGGAGUUCUAGUAGGCGUUCCGGGGGCGUUCACGCCCACCUGUUCGGCCGUCCAUCUCCCCGAGUUCGUGGACAAGUCGGGAGUGCUCGCCGCGAAGGGUGCCGAGCUCGUGGCGUUCAUUUCCGUGAACGAUGCGUACGUGAUGAAGGCGUGGGAGGACAGCCAGCAGGCUAAGGACAAGGUGCUCAUGCUCGCGGACGGCAACGGCGACCUCUCUGCUGCGCUGGGCAUGAUGGUAGACCUCUCGGCGCAGGGCAUGGGCCCCCGGUGCAAGCGCUUCCUCUGCGUGGUCGAGGACGGAGUGGUGACGCACACCCGGAUGGGCGACACGGUGGAGCUGGUCUCGGCCAGCGCGGUGGAGAAGGUGCUGUCCGGCACGGACGGGGGAGAGCGGGGACCCCGCAAGGGCGGUCUGUUCGAGAAGCUGCUGGGGAGGGAGGUCGAGGCGAGGGCAGCCGAGGCGGGGGCUUCGGGGAGCGGAGGCCUGCUACCGGCGUAAGGCUUGGGUGCUGCACCGCGGUA